This is a messenger RNA of Perognathus longimembris pacificus (Pacific pocket mouse), 6886 nucleotides long. RefSeq names its product SET domain containing 1B, histone lysine methyltransferase (gene Setd1b). Gene Ontology annotation, cellular component: Set1C/COMPASS complex. NCBI's taxonomy places the organism in Eukaryota, Metazoa, Chordata, Mammalia, Rodentia, Heteromyidae. The transcript is spliced from 17 exons. Bases 150 to 6134 code for a protein of 1994 amino acids. The record is from RefSeq and is a predicted model, not a curated record. Gene Ontology annotation, molecular function: RNA binding; protein binding; histone H3K4 methyltransferase activity.
CCCCGGGAGCCCCUCGCUGCCGCCCGGAGACGGUGGCCGAGCGGGCGGGCGCGUAAUUCUCCCGGAAGGGCUAUUCUCUCGCUCCGUUCUCAUUUUGGGGGGAGUCAGCGAGACUGCUCCUUUCGGGGCGCCUCGGUUGGGUUAACGGCAUGGAGAACAGCCACCCCCCCCACCACCACCAGCAGCCCCCGCCGCAGCCCGGCCCUUCGGGCGAGAGGAGGAACCACCAUUGGAGAAGUUACAAGUUGAUGAUUGACCCGGCUCUGAAGAAGGGGCACCAUAAACUGUACCGCUACGAUGGGCAGCAUUUCAGCCUGGCGAUGUCCAGCAACCGCCCGGUGGAGAUCGUCGAAGAUCCCCGGGUCGUUGGGAUCUGGACCAAAAACAAGGAGUUGGAGCUGUCGGUGCCCAAAUUCAAGAUCGAUGAGUUCUACGUGGGCCCAGUGCCUCCCAAGCAGGUGACAUUUGCCAAGCUGAAUGACAACAUCCGGGAAAACUUCCUGCGGGACAUGUGCAAGAAGUAUGGGGAGGUGGAGGAGGUGGAGAUUUUGUACAACCCCAAGACCAAGAAGCACCUGGGCAUUGCCAAGGUGGUCUUUGCCACAGUCAGGGGAGCCAAGGAGGCUGUCCAGCACCUGCAUAGCACUUCUGUCAUGGGCAACACCAUCCACGUGGAGCUGGACACCAAAGGUGAAACUCGCAUGCGCUUCUAUGAGCUGCUGGUCACUGGCAGAUACACCCCCCAGACCCUCCCUGUGGGUGAGCUGGAUGCUGUAUCUCCACUGGUGAAUGAGACCCUGCAGCUGUCAGAUGCCCUGAAGCGCCUCAAAGAUGGCACCCUGUCUGCAGGCUGUGGCUCAGGCUCAUCCUCUGUCACCCCCAAUAGUGGCGGGACCCCUUUCUCCCAGGACACAGCCUACUCCAGCUGCCGCCUGGACACGCCCAAUUCCUACGGACAGGGCACGCCGCUCACACCCCGCCUGGGUACCCCCUUCUCACAGGACUCCAGCUACUCCAGCCGCCAGCCCACACCCUCCUACCUCUUCAGCCAGGACCCUACCACCACCUUCAAGCCGCGGCGCCACGACAGCAAGUUCACCGAUGCCUACAACCGCCGCCACGAGCAUCAUUACGUCCACAAUUCCUCUGCAGUGGCAGGCGCCCCGGCUCCCUUCCGGGGCUCCUCGGACCUGCCCUUUGGGCCCAUGGGUGGCAGCGGCGGCACCGGGGGCCCUCCCUUCAAGGCCCAGCCGCAGGAUCCUGCUGCAUUCGCGCACACUCCUCCGCCUGCCCAAGCAGCCUCUGCGCCUGGAUUCAAAUCCGCUUUCUCUCCAUACCAGACCCCAGCGCCCCCCUUCCCCCCGCCCCCAGAGGAGCCCACCCCCGCUGCAUUUGGGGUCCACGAUGGCGGGGACUUCCGGAGGGCACCUGCGCCCCCACCCCUGCCGCCCUCUGAGCCCUUGGCCAAGGAGAAGCCGGGCACCCCGCCGGGCCCACCGCCCCCGGACACCAACAGCAUGGAGCUGGGUGGCAGGCCCACCUUUGGCUGGAGCCCCGAGCCCUGCGACAGCCCGGGCACGCCCACCCUAGAGUCGUCGCCCGCGGGCCCGGAGAAGCCCCAUGACAGCCUGGACUCGCGAAUCGAGAUGCUGCUGAAGGAGCAGCGCACCAAGUUGCCCUUCCUGCGUGAGCAGGACUCGGACACGGAGCUGCAGAUGGAGGGAAGCCCCAUCUCCUCCUCCUCCUCCCAGCUCUCCCCGCUCGCCCCCUUCAGCACCAACUCCCAGCUGGGCUUCCGAGGCCCCACCCCGCCCUCCUCACGCCCCUCCAGCACGGGCCUAGAAGACAUCAGCCCAACACCACUGCCGGACUCCGAUGAGGACGAAGAGCUGGACCUGGGUCUGGGCCCGCGACCCCCACCAGAGCCAGGCCCCCCAGACCCUGCCACUCUACUGGGCCAGACUGCCGAGGCAGCCUUGGACCUGGCUGGAGACAGAACCCCCAUCUCAGAGAAGAUGGAUGAGGGUCAGCCCUCCUCUGGUGAGGACAUGGAGAUCUCGGAUGAUGAGAUGCCCUCCGCUCCGAUCACCAGCGCCGACUGCCCCAAGCCCAUGGUGGUGACGCCAGGGGCAGCAGCUGUGGCAGGCCCUAAUGUGCUGGCCCCCAAUUUGCCACUGCCCCCACCACCUGGCUUCCCACCGCUGCCUCCACCCCCCCCUCCACCUCCACCCCAACCAGGCUUCCCCAUGCCCCCCCCUCUGCCCCCACCCCCACCCCCACCCCCUCCAUCCCACCCUGCUGUGACAGUGCCCCCACCACCCCUGCCAGCACCACCUGGCGUCCCGCCCCCACCCAUCCUGCCACCAUUGCCACCCUUCCCUCCAGGACUGUUUCCUGUGAUGCAAGUGGACAUGAGCCACGUGCUGGGCAGCCAGUGGGGUGGCAUGCCCAUGUCCUUCCAGAUGCAGACACAGAUGCUGAGCAGACUGAUGACUGGCCAGGGUGCUUGCCCGUACCCACCCUUCAUGGCAGCAGCGGCUGCGGCCGCUUCAGCUGGGCUACAGUUUGUCAACUUGCCGCCCUACCGGGGCCCUUUCUCCCUGAACAACAGUGGCCCAGGCCGCGGGCAGCCCUGGCCACCCCUGCCCAAGUUUGACCCAUCAGUGCCACCACCAGGCUAUGUGCCACGGCAGGAGGACCCACACAAGGCCACGGUGGAUGGCGUCCUGCUGGUGGUACUUAAGGAGCUCAAGGCCAUCAUGAAACGUGAUCUGAACCGCAAGAUGGUGGAGGUGGUAGCCUUCCGGGCCUUUGACGAAUGGUGGGACAAGAAGGAGAGGAUGGCCAAGGCCUCGCUGACCCCCGUGAAGUCAGGAGAACACAAGGAUGAGGACCGGCCAAAGCCCAAGGACCGAAUUGCCUCCUGCUUGCUGGAGUCCUGGGGCAAGGGCGAGGGCCUGGGCUAUGAGGGCCUGGGCCUGGGCAUUGGGCUGCGAGGGGCCAUUCGCCUGCCCUCCUUCAAGGUCAAGAGAAAGGAACCACCCGAUGCAGCCUCCUCUGGUGACCAGAAACGGCUGCGGCCCUCCACAUCCGUAGAUGAGGAAGACGAAGAGUCAGAGCGCGAGCGGGACCGAGACAUGGCGGAUGCCCCCUGCGAGCUUGCCAAGAGGGACCCCAAGGGCGUGGGUGUGCGGCGCCGGCCGGCUCGGCCCCUGGAGCUGGACAGCGGCGGGGAAGAGGACGAGAAGGAGUCCCUGUCAGCGUCCUCAUCCUCGUCGGCAUCCUCAUCCUCAGGGUCCUCCUCCACGUCCCCUUCCUCCUCUGCCUCUGAGAAGGAGGAGGAGCAGGAAAGCACAGAGGAGGAGGAGGAGGAGGAGGAAGAGGAGGAGGAGGAUGGGGGCGAAGCAGAUGAGGAGGAGGAAGAAGACCGCAGGAGUCAGAUCUCCUCCUCCUCCUCCACCUCCUCCACCUCCGAUAAGGAUGAAGAUGAUGAAGACAGCGAUGCACGGGAUGAGUCUGACAAUGAAGAUCAGGAUACGGCCCUGUCAGAGGCGAGCGGGAAAGACAGAAGGGAUUCGGAUGGAGAGGAGACGGUGAGCGUGGGCAGCUCCAGGGCCACAGCCAACUCGUCCAGCGAGAGCUCUGAGGCUUCUGAGUUUGAGUCAAGCUCCAGUUCCGAGUCUGAGUCUGAAUCUUCGUCCUCGGAGGAUGAAGAGGAGAUGGCCACGGGGAAAGAGGACGAGGAAGAAGAGGAAGGGGAGGAGGAGGAGGAGGAGGAGGAAGCGGAGGAGGAGGAGGAGGAGGAGGAGGCAGAGGAGGAGGAGGAAGUGGUGGCCCCGGCAACAGCAGCAGUGACAGAGGAGAACAUGGCUCCUGCAGAGGCCAAGGACCUUGAGCAGGAUGGGGCAGAGGCACCUCUGAGCACCCCAGGGGCGCCUGUGGUGGAGCCGGCAGGCACAGAAGAGGAGGUGGACAUUGAGGCUGAGGAUGAAGCCCUCCGGGACCAGACCCCCAUUCAAGAGGAGCCCCCCUUACCUGUGGGUGCUGAGGAGCCUGGGGGGUGCCAGGAACUCCCGGAAGAGCCAGGCCUAAGCCAGGAAGAGGCCAUGUUGCUGUCUCCAGAGCUAUCUCCUACCAGAGAUACGGAGGCUCAGCCCUCCUUGUCCCCGGAACACGUUUCAGAGGACGCCCUGGAUGCAGAGCCGGAGCGCCCUCCGAUGCCGGCCCUGGCCCCCCAGCCUCCGCUGCCACCCCCCCAGCCACCCCGGCCCCCCAGCCCGCCGCCUGAGCCCGAGGCCCCGCGGCCUCCGCCGCCCCCUGCCCCGCUGGAGCCCCCCGAGGACCCGCCCCCUCGCACACCGGGCCUCGCCAAGUCCCAGAGCACAGAGACGGUGCCCGCCACGCCGGAGCCCCUGUCGGGGGGCAGCGGGGGGCUGUCACUCAGCUCUCCACCGGUGCCUGGUAGCCCCUUCUCCUACCCGUCCCCGUCCCCAGGCCUGAGUGGCGGUGGCCUCCCGCGGACUCCGGGCCGGGACUUCAGCUUCCCGCCCGCCUUCCCCGAGCCUGGGGCGCCUCUGUUGCUGCCCGUGUGUCCGCUGCCUGCCGGCCGGCGCGAAGAGCGCGUGCGCCCGCUGGCCUCGCCGCUGGCCUCCCCGGUGCUCCUGGAGGCCGGGCUGCCCCUGCCGCUGCCGCUGCCCCUGCCGCUACCCCUGGCGCUGCCCGUCCCCGUGCUGCGGGCGCCGGCCCGGGCGCCCCCCACGCUGCCCCCGCUGCUGCCCGCACCCCUGGCCCCCUGCCCGCCCCCCAUCAAGCGGAAGCCGGGCCGGCCCCGGCGCUCCCCGCCGUCCGUGCUCGCCCUGGACGGCACCACCCUGGGGCGCGACCUCCUGCUCCUGCCAGGCCAGCCGCAGACCCCGCUCUUCCCUGGCGCCGCCCGGGACCCCCGCGCCCUGACCCUGGACUUCCGGAACACAGGGGUCCCUGCGCCUCCGCCGCCCCCGCCCCCGCCGCCGCCCCUGCCGGCCGAGCCCCCCAAGUUGCCCUUCAAGGAGCUGGACAACCAGUGGCCAUCCGAGGCCAUCCCGCCCGGGCCCCGCGGCCGCGACGACGGCAACGCCGAGGGGCUUCUGGACCCGGCCAAGGCGCGGGUGCCCUGGCGCCGGCCCCCGCGGAAGCGCCCCGAGGACCCGGGGAUCCCCGCCGCCUCGCCCCCUGAGUGCUCCCCGCCGCCGCCUCCGUUCCGCCCGCGUUCUGAGUUCGAGGAGAUGACCAUCCUGUACGACAUCUGGAACGGUGGCAUCGACGACGAGGACGUGCGCUUCCUGUGCGUCACCUACGAGCGGCUGCUGCAGCAGGACAACGGCAUGGACUGGCUCAACGACACGCUCUGGGUCUACCACCCCUCCACCAGCCUCUCUUCAGCAAAGAAGAAGAAACGAGACGAUGGCAUGCGUGAGCAUGUGACAGGCUGUGCACGCAGCGAGGGCUUCUACACCAUUGACAAGAAGGACAAGCUCAGAUACCUCAACAGCAGCCGGGCCAGCACGGACGAGCCGCCUGCUGACACGCAGGGCAUGAGCAUCCCCGCGCAGCCCCACGCCUCCACCCGCGCCGGCUCCGAGCGUCGUUCUGAGCAGCGCCGCUUGUUGUCCUCCUUCACUGGCAGCUGUGACAGCGACCUGCUCAAGUUCAACCAGCUCAAGUUCCGGAAGAAAAAGCUCAAGUUCUGCAAGAGCCACAUUCACGACUGGGGCCUGUUUGCCAUGGAGCCCAUCGCAGCCGAUGAAAUGGUCAUUGAGUACGUGGGCCAGAAUAUCCGCCAGGUGAUUGCGGACAUGCGGGAGAAGCGCUAUGAGGACGAGGGCAUUGGCAGCAGCUACAUGUUCCGGGUCGACCACGACACCAUCAUCGAUGCCACCAAGUGUGGCAACUUCGCGCGGUUCAUCAACCACAGCUGCAACCCCAACUGCUAUGCCAAGGUGAUCACGGUGGAGUCACAGAAGAAGAUUGUGAUCUACUCCAAGCAGCACAUCAAUGUCAACGAGGAGAUCACGUAUGAUUACAAGUUCCCCAUCGAGGAUGUCAAGAUCCCUUGCCUCUGUGGCUCCGAGAACUGCCGGGGGACCCUCAACUAGGACCCGGGUGCCAAAUGCAAAGGAUGUCAGCUGCGCCCGCCUGGGGCUCCGGACGACCCCUCUCCCUGGGCCAGGCCCCACCUCCCGCCCAUUUCAGGUGCUGUCCCUUUUCCCAGCGGCCAUGCCAGGGCCUGGCGCCCCACACUACCCCGGGACCCGCCCGCAGCUCCAGCCCCGCAGUGGGAAAGGGCUUCUGUCUCUCCGCCUGUCUCGUUCAGGACUUUUGUUUAACUUCGACACAAACUUGUCUGUCUGCGUGUGUAACUGUCCGUCGGUCUCCUCUCUUUAUCUGCCUGUCUUCUCUCUGGACUGUCUCCCUCCUCAGCCUCCCUGUGAAUGCUGCUAUGUUGUUCUGUCUUCUCUUUACUUUUCUUCCUUGUCCUAAGAAGAGACAUUUUAACCGCUGAAAUGUGAAGGCAGAAUCAGGGGGAGGGCUGGUGUGGAGAGAGCUGGGGGUGCAGAAGCUGCCGAGUGACCAUGGCCCUCUGGGGGGCCCAGGGCAGGGCUGGCUGUGACCUCAGAACACUAUGUACCUGAAAGGCCCCUCUUUGCCUGUGGACACAGUGAGCAGAGCCCUGGCCCUUCCCGGUGACCACAGUGCCACCCCGCCAGACCAACCCUGCUGGCCAAGCUGUCCCCGGGCAGGGGCUCCCUCCAUGGAUGCACCCUGCUCCCCCCAAAUCCUGGGGUUCAAUGUUUACUUUCUCAUUCGGAUGCCAGCAAUGAGGGAGCCUCCUGGGGUCCCCAGCCUG